AUGGAGUUGGAAGAACUCGUUCAGGAUCAUGCCGGAGGUUCACCAAGCCCAAAGACCUCUUCAGGAUCAGAAAUUGAAAAUGAUGAACUUCAAGAAUCCUCAAGUUCUGAUGAACAAUCUACAGACUACUCAGAUUGGACAGCUGAAGCUGGAGUUAAUCUUGAGCCUCCUAAACGUACUGCACACAAGCAGAAGAAAAGCCCACGAAAAAGAAAGCGAAAGAAAAGGGGAUCUGAUUUUGAAGAAAAUGAUAAAGAUGAGGAUGAUGAAGAGGAUGAAAAGUUAGAAGAAAGCAGAAACACUGCCAGAGUUAAUCAACGUGUACAAAGACAGCCAAGAGGACCUAGGCCAAACCUCUCAGAAAUUAGUGGUGGUGCGGAUGAGAUUCCAGAGGAAUUCCGCCCUCCUGAAUGGUUGACAGAGACUUUUCCUAAAAAGGCACCAUAUUUCCCUCAGAUGGGAGAUGAGCUUAUUUACUUCAUGCAAGGCCAUAUGCUUUAUGUAGAAGCCGUUAUGAAUAGGAAAUUGUAUACCAUUGAUAAACGUAAUUUGCCUUGGAUGAGAACUGUAAAUAAACUAAGGGACCAAGAAUAUGUAAAAAUUAUAGGAAUUAAGUAUGAAAUAAAACCACCAAGGUUGUGUUGCCUUAAACUUGGUAUUUUAGAAGCUGGAACGGGUAAGCUUACCUCAGAUUCAUUUACCAUCAAGUACCAUGACAUGCCUGAUGUAUUAGACUUCUUGAUACUUAAGGCAACUUAUGAUGUGGCUGGUCAAACAGACAUUGGAGAACAGGUGACAGAUUCCGAUGCAUCAUUGAUGAUGCAUGGUGGUUUGGGACAGUGGAAAGACAAGAACCUCAUUUACCAGAGUUUCCCGACUCCAUGUUCAUGUGCUAUCGUGUUCUUUGGGAUAAUGGUGAACAAGAACGCCUAAGCCCAUGGGAUAUGGAAAUUAUAGAUGAAGAAAGUGCUGAUGUUGUUGAACGAGGCGGAAGUCUUGCUGUGAAACAGGAUGAGUUGGAGGAUUUGCUUUAUACACCAUCUGAUGAAGAGUGGGCUGGUCGGAAUCCUGAUUUGGAGUGUGACCGUAUUUCAUAUGGCCUGUCAAAAAUAAUGAGUUUAGCCAUUGCAGAGCCAUUUCUUGUUCCUGUUGAUCUAAACGAUUAUCCGAUGUAUGCUCUGAUUAUUGACUACCCAAUGGACCUUACAACC
Macrobrachium nipponense is the source of this 1211-nucleotide messenger RNA. Its product is annotated as bromodomain and WD repeat-containing protein 3-like. Gene Ontology annotation, cellular component: nucleus. Lineage: Eukaryota; Metazoa; Arthropoda; Malacostraca; Decapoda; Palaemonidae. Gene Ontology annotation, biological process: regulation of transcription by RNA polymerase II; cytoskeleton organization; regulation of cell shape. Bases 1 to 933 code for a protein of 310 amino acids. The transcript has 6 exons. The record is from RefSeq and is a predicted model, not a curated record.